Messenger RNA from Anopheles funestus (African malaria mosquito), 814 nucleotides. Its product is annotated as COMM domain-containing protein 2. The coding region runs from base 61 to 747 and encodes 228 amino acids. NCBI's taxonomy places the organism in Eukaryota, Metazoa, Arthropoda, Insecta, Diptera, Culicidae. The transcript is spliced from 3 exons. The record is from RefSeq and is a predicted model, not a curated record.
AGAGAAGUUUAUUGCUUAUCACAUUUGCUCCUGGUUGAAAAUCCAUUCAUAAAUCUACACAUGGCCCGAAUAAUUCGAUCAGAGCAAGCGAAUCAGCUGCGUUUUUUGCUGGAGCAACCGGAAGAAGUGCUUAUCGAGUUUUGCAAGUUAGCCAUCGAGUACAUAAACUCCGGGAUAAAUGAAAAGAAAUGCACGGUGGCAGCAAAGAAAUUAUCAUCCACGUACGAAACCGUUCGUGGCGCAUUGGAAGCCUUAGUUGCGCUACUAAUCGAUAGCACGAAAGUGGCAAUUUCCGAGCGUGAAUUUUAUGCCGUGCUACAAACUUCGUUGGAAAGUAUCAACGAAAAACAGAGCGAAAUACUGUGGCAGUUCAUAACGAGCAAGCGCAACCUGGUGGACAACGUGCUACGUGCAUCCUGCCAGGAUGAGCUGUAUUUCCGUGAUUUGGAGUGGCGCAUCGAGGGUCGUAUCGCUUCUCGCAGUUUACGAACGCAGGCAACACCAGUCAUAAAGAUGAAGUUUCACCUCGACACGGAGUGUGUGAGCGAGUAUCGCGAAAAACUGCACUCAACGCCAAUCGAUGCAACGGAAGAGCAGGAGACGAAAAAGCAGGAUCACACACGCAGAGAAGUGUUGGCGGAAACUGACCCUACCAUGCUGCAACACAUGAUACAAGUGUUGGAGCAAGCGUUGCUGGAAGCGCGAACUCGCCGCGUGCGAAACUACGUGAAGCCAGUUCAAAGUUAAGUACGAAUAAACAUUUACACCGAUUAUACAUUCAACUGUGAAAGUGUUUCACAAAUGCACUACUUUA